AUGUCCUUGGCCGGCCGCCUCUCUCUUCGUCCCAAAUCUCUGCCGAAGCUCGCCAGAGCUACCGCUGCUGAUUACAUGACCGACGACGUCGCCACUCCCAACUCCAACCAGCAGGCUCUCAACUCCAUUCCUGUUACUGGUAUCGCCCCCACUACCCCUGUUGCUGUGACGACUUCUCCCGUGUCCGCUUUCUUCCCUACCCAGUGCAUCGCCCCUCUGUCUCAGGCCCAAAGCGUGGAUGAGAUAGCCACCCGUAUGGCCGACCUGAUGUCGUCUGUCAGCACCAUGGGCGAUGAAGCGUUUGAAGCCGCUUUCCGUUCUGCUUUCUACGAGCAGCCUGCCUCCAACUCUACUACUUCCGUCACUCCCGGCACUCCCACCACACCUACCACCCCGCCCACUCUCAGCGCCCCCGGAAGUCCCAAGCGUAAGCGAGAGUCUGUCGACGAGGAGGGUCACAAGUGCUCCACCCCAACCACCCACUCGUCCCCUUCUCCCACCCUUUCUUCCACCACCUGCGGUGCGAGUCUGGGGCGUUCAUGGUGCGGAGCUUCUUGCUGCAGUGCCAAACGACCUUGCAUCCAACGAUACAUCGCUCAGACAUGUGGCCGAUACGUCAAGCGACAGAUAAACCGUGUGCCCAGCACCGGCUGUACAUCCCCCACCAGGCGCCGGUCGCCUAAGCCCCGCCGAGUGCCUUCCUUGCCUUCCCUCUACUUCCCUCCACCUUCACCCUCCUCUGUCCCUACCCCUGUGCCUGUGCAUGUCUCGCCCAGCGAUGACUGUGAGGACCCGGCCGACGCUUUCCUCGCUGCUUUUAUGAGCAAGAUGGGGAUUGCGAGUGCGGAAGAGCAGGAUGAGGAUAUGGUUGUGGAGAUUGAGUCUGGGAGCUCAGUGGAUAUGGUGAUGGCUUGA
Molecule: messenger RNA, 915 nt
Organism: Cryptococcus wingfieldii CBS 7118
Lineage: Eukaryota; Fungi; Basidiomycota; Tremellomycetes; Tremellales; Cryptococcaceae
Exons: 4
Coding region: 1-915 (304 amino acids)
Source: RefSeq, a predicted model, not a curated record